CCUGUGAAAAACAAAACCAAAACAAUAACAAAGAUCGGGCCCUUUAAAUAUCGUAACAGCUGAUUAACCGAACAACUUCCUAACAAACAUGGCACUACCGAUCAAACUUUUCGAAGGAGCUGCCCAUGCUAGUCUGUACCACAAGUUUCGGCCUUAUGUACCUCAUCAGGUUUUCGAGAGAAUAUUGUGCCAUUUGCAGGAGAAGAAAUCACAGCCCUUCAAGCUUGCUAUUGAUGUCGGGUGUGGGUCGGGUCAAAUGACACGACCUUUGGCCUCGCAUUUUGAAAAGGUCAUCGGAGUUGAUGUGAGUCAGUCGCAGCUGGAAGCGGCGAGGCAGAUUACUAAUUCACCCAACGUAGAUUACAGGAUAGGAGUUGCUGAGAAGCUUCCAGCCGAGGACGGUACUGUUGACCUAGUAACAAGCUCCCAGGCUGUCCACUGGUUUGACUAUGAUGCAUUCUUAAAAGAGGUUCAUCGUGUAUUGCGCCCUCAUGGUUCCUUGGCCAUCAUUGCCCAUGGGAAUCGCGUGCCGCAUACGUGCAAGGAAAACGACCGGUCGAAAGAUGAGAAACUUGAGAAGCUCCACACAGACUUCUACGAGGGAUCAGCUUUAGCGCCAUAUUGGAGUGAACGCCGCAAACACAUCGACAACUUGUAUUCCGACUUCACUAUACCCUACGUAGGGAGUAUACGAGAUGAUACCACCAUUGAAAUGAUUGAAGAGAUGAAUGUGGCUUCAUUUAUCGGGUAUCUACGUUCCUGGUCGGCGUAUCAAUCAUUCUCAGAACAGAAUCCAGAGGCCACGGAUCCCUUGGCUGAGUUUUACGAAAGAUUAAUGGAGAUCCUUGGUGUGGACAAGAAAGAAGAUCAAACGAUGAUUACGUUGAAAGCUCCGAUGGUUUUGCUUCUCGGUAGGAAACCGUCCGAAUAACACAAGAAAAUCAUGACAAGUUUUAUAUUAAUAAUAAACUAGUAUAGUAAAAACAGCAAUGAUAACAUUGAAAGCUCCGAUGGUGUUGCUUCUCGGUAGGAAACCGUUCGAAUAACACAAGUAAAUCAUGACAAGUUUUACAUUAAUAAUAAACUCAUAUAAUAAAAAUAGCAAUUCUAAAGACCGAUCAUUGGUUGUCAUGGCUGAGCAGUCUAGAAGUGGGUUAAGUUCUGUAAUUUACAGAUAGUGUAUGUUUUUUAAUGAGUUUUGUGGGUAUUAAUAUUGAAUUAUUAGUAAAUCAUUCGGCCAAAUUUACCUCAUGUAGUAACUUUUAAGUUAAAAUUUUAAAAAGUAUUUCUUAACAAUAAAGAAGAAAACAAAAAAUUCACAAAUGCAACUCUGGUGAGUGAGUGAUUUCGGCAAAAUUUACUACUUGGUGUAAUUUUUAAAAUUUUAUUUUAAUAAGUAUUUCUUGACAAUUUAAUAAAUACAAAGACAACAAAAUACUUACAAAAAAAAACAACUAAAGCCAAUUCCAAAAUUCUGUACAGAAAACAAUUCCAGUAGUUUAUUAAAUGCAGCCACUUCUUAAAAUCCCCACAUGGUUUGUUGGUUUCAUAAUAACUCAAUCGACAUACGAUGGUUUCACAACAACAGAAAUCAAUUCUUUAUGUACAAAAACGAAAACACACAUACCGAAUGCUUUCCCAUACACAGUACAACAAUCAAUUUUGCAUAAUUUCUUUUUGGGUGCGUUCUAUUAGCCUCCCUGGGUCUACCCCACGGUGCUCACUCGGGUGAGCCCCUGACAAGAGUUAAUCCAACGAUCACUCGCUGCUCUCGUGGUGACAUCAUGCAUCUCGGGCCAGCCCCAAGUGAGACCCGCUCCACAAGCAGGGCACUGGGGGCCGACCUUGGUGAGCCCCUGGAACGACGUCAAAGCUGUUCGAACGCACCGGGGGGGGGGGGGGGGGGGGGGGGGGCAGACCGGGGUCGACCCAGGGAAGCUAAACGAACGCACCCUAUCUGUGGUUAAUACAUGUACAUAAUAAGAGAAUGAGGAAAAUCCAAUCAUUAAAAUAACCACAAAACAAUAUGAAAUCGCACAAUAUGUUUAUAUAGCUUACAUGAUAGUGUAUCAAUAUUGCCUGUGACAGUCUGUAAAUCAAGUUUACUUACAAAAUUCUCUUGGUAUCUAAAACAUUAAAGGCCUAUUUAAAACUGCAUAGUAGGGUUUUGGGGGUAAGCAACUUCGGUAAGUAGGAAUUUGGGGUAAGCAGGUCUGGGAAACAAAAAAUGGACCCUAACUCAUGAUCCUCCUUUGAGACAAAUUGCUUACCAGAUUAAAGUAACCAGCCUAACUUCGUGCACAAACAAUUUGUGACUGGUAGCCUACUCAUUUUGGGUAAGCAUGCAGACGAAUAUUCCGCAAUAUUUUUGAUGAAAUUGUGCCCAGUCAUAAACAUUUGUUAUAGCCCUAAUUAAGGGGGACAUGCGAGAUGGUUUUCAAUAAAACAAUUCAAAAUUGACUGAAACUGGAUAAUUGUCAGCUUUGCACAUGAAUUGUCCAGUGUUCCGAGGCAACAGUUUUUUUAUAAACAUCAUCACAGUUCUCACUAGGGUGUCACUACAAGUUCUAAAAGCUAUAUCAUCAUGGGUGGUUUCUUAUUUUUUCUUAUUUUUUCUUAUUUUUACAAAAUAUUAUAAUAAAUAUAUAAACCUAUUGUGUACAUAAUUGAAUAGAGACAAAACAAUACCUACUUGUACCUAUGGCUGAAAAUUCUAACUUACAGAUAAAACAAACAUUAGAUGACUGUACAAGUCUGGACAUUGGUGCAUUAUUCUUAUAGGUUGUUUAAACACACUGGACACUAUUGGUAAUUACUCAAAAUAAUUAUCAGCAUAAAACCUCAAUUUGGUAAUGGGGAGAAG
Molecule: messenger RNA, 2863 nt
Organism: Asterias rubens (European starfish)
Lineage: Eukaryota; Metazoa; Echinodermata; Asteroidea; Forcipulatida; Asteriidae
Product: putative methyltransferase DDB_G0268948
Exons: 6
Coding region: 89-931 (280 amino acids)
Molecular function (GO): S-adenosylmethionine-dependent methyltransferase activity
Source: RefSeq, a predicted model, not a curated record